UUUCAGCGUUAUUUUUCAAACUCGGCCUUCAUCCCCGCGCUCAAAAGCAACCCUUUCGUUGAAUAAUAUUAUCAAUCAGCAUCUCUAAAAUGCCUUUCACAGAGAAAGAAAAAGAAAGACGCUGAAAUUCAAUAAUCCAUUCCAAAUCCGAGGAGCCCCAGCGAGCGAGCGAGCGAGCGAUCAUCAUACAUCUAUUCAUCUCUUUCUCUCAAUCUCCGCCUCACCGUCGAGCCUCUUCAAAUCUCAGAUCCACUACGAUUUUUCCGAUUCUGUAUAUAUAUACGCAUCCACACGCUCUCAACUGUAUCUGUAUGUAGUGUAGACCAGAGGCGGAGUGAAAAGUUCGAAUCCGAGGCGCUAAAAGAAGCAUAGUGUUGGAGAUUGCUGCAUUCGGCGUUCCGUUUUUGAGUAACAGUGACCGUAAAGACCGAAAAGAGAGGCAUCGGACGGGGCUCCUUUUGCCUUGCGUUUUUAUAUAACACGGCCAAAAGGCUCUCGCUUUAGCAUGGUUGUAGAAAGAGCUAAGCAAUGCAGAAUAUGAAGAAGAACUGCGAUAAUAGUCACGAUGAAGUUCCCAAGCAGAAAGAGCGUCGCAUCGUUUCGUGGUCUCAAGAGGAGGAUGAUAUACUCCGCGAGCAAAUUCGCAUCCAUGGAACUGAAAAUUGGUCGAUUAUUGCGUCGAAAUUCAAGGACAAAACAACCCGGCAAUGUAGAAGAAGAUGGUACACUUACUUGAAUUCUGAUUUCAAGAAGGGAGGAUGGUCUCCAGAGGAAGACAUGCUCUUAUGUGAGGCUCAAAAAAUAUUUGGGAACAGGUGGACUGAAAUAGCAAAGGUAGUUUCGGGAAGAACUGAUAAUGCUGUGAAGAAUCGAUUUACCACCCUGUGCAAGAAGAGGGCAAAACAUGAAGCCUUGGCAAAAGAGAACAAUACUUCAUACAUUUAUCCAAAAAACAAAAGAGUUCUCUUUCGGAAUGGGUUCAAUGCAUCAGGAAUAUCAGAAAAUGCAUCACCCAUGAAGAAAAUGAGGAGGACCCAAAUCUGUGAUCUCACAGAAACUUGCAACCGUGGGGAAAGAAUACCAAGGGAAUCUGGGACAACAAAUAAGCAGUUAAGACCUCCAUUUGCAGUACUGGUGCAAAACUUCCGCAUUGCAGCGGACCUGCCCACUCAGCAUUGUGCCACCACCAAGGAGACGUCAAGUGAUGCCCAUAGUGACAAAACUCAAGGAACAUUCCUCAAGAAAGAUGAUCCAAGGAUAUUUGCAUUGAUGCAACAAGCAGAACUGCUCAGCUCCCUUGCAGUCAAAGUUAAUACCGAGAAUACAGAUCAGAGUCUUGAGAAUGCAUGGAAGGUUCUCCAAGGUUUUCUCCAUCAAACCAAAGGGAGUGAUAUGCUUAGUACAACAAUUUCUGAUAUGGAUUUUCAACUUGAAAAUUUUAAAGACUUGGUAGAGGACUUGAGGAGCAGUAUUGAGGGAAGUCAACCACCUUGGAGGCAACCUGAGCUAUAUGAGGAGUCCUCUGGCAGUUCUGAGUAUAGUACAGGAUCAACCAUUCUCUCCCAGACAGCAGAUAAAACAGGACAAACUCAAGGUGAGCUAUGCGCACCACAUCAGGACUGUAUAGCUGAGUCACAAUCAACUCAUGUGGGAGACCAAAAUGGUUUUGGUGAUAGAGAAAAUGGAAUUAUCUCUGGUGCAACUGGAACUCAAGAUUUCUUACCAUCUUGCAACGAUCUGAAAGAUCAUGAUGGGGUGCUUUCUUCCUUCUCAAGUAAAGAGUUCAGUUCUCCUCUUCAAGUAACCCCAAUUUUUAGAACCCUAGCUGCAGGGAUUCCCAGCCCCAAAUUCUCAGAAAGUGAGAGGCAGUUCCUACUCAAAACACUUGGAAUGGAGUCCCCGUCCUGUAAUCUAAGCAACAAUGCCUCACAACCUCCACCCUGCAAAAGGGCGCUUCUCCAUAGCCUAUGACCGGCCUUACUGAUCCAUCUCACAUACAGAGUGUGCAGGGGAUUUUACAGUCAGUAUAACAACUUACCUAAAGUUUUUGGCACAUAGAGCUUUUCCUUUCCCAGAGUCCGAUUUCCUUUGGAUCGCAGUCAUCUCGACCCCAAGUUUUUUGUCUGAGGCCUAUUAAGAUCUGCGUUUCGAGCUAGAAUGUUACGGUGCAUUCUGGUAGAGCACCCCUCAUAUUUCAUCAUUCAAUCUCCUCAUCAGUUAUGAGCCCUAAUACUCUCACUAAUUUCCAGUUUGCCUUUGAAGUGUGCUUUGUUUAUUCUCUUUUAUACUUCACAUUAUGGGAUUUGGAUAUGGGUAUUCCUCUUCCCAUUCAAGGUUUUGUUCCUGAGUUGUCAUUUGUACAGAACCUGCAGUGUCUUCCAUUACCUUUUGAGAUUGUAAUUACACAUCGGCAUCUCGCCUAUACCACCCCUUGAUCACGGGGGUCUAGAAGAAGGAAAAAAAAAAAAAAAAAGACAGAGAGAGACAGGAGGAUCAAGAAGUUGAAUUGAACUCCUAUUUGUUGUUUUUUCUUUUUCUUUUUUAGGCUUGCAGAGGAGGGUAUAGAAUAAGCUAAGUUGUAUUCUUUCCUUCAAACAUAUUUUCUUGUAACAUAACUUAUAUAUAUUUAUUUGGAGUGGAGAAUGUGAUUGGUUUUUGUGUGCAGAAA
Messenger RNA from Diospyros lotus (date-plum), 2668 nucleotides. Its product is annotated as transcription factor MYB124. Gene Ontology annotation, cellular component: nucleus. The transcript has 13 exons. Lineage: Eukaryota; Viridiplantae; Streptophyta; Magnoliopsida; Ericales; Ebenaceae. Bases 529 to 1971 code for a protein of 480 amino acids. The record is from RefSeq and is a predicted model, not a curated record. Gene Ontology annotation, biological process: regulation of DNA-templated transcription. Gene Ontology annotation, molecular function: RNA polymerase II cis-regulatory region sequence-specific DNA binding; DNA-binding transcription factor activity, RNA polymerase II-specific.